AUGCUAGUCACCCUGUUCGACCCUGACACGCUUCUUCACAACACGGUGGAAUUGUUAGGUUCCAAGCUUAUCCCUGCUCUGGAGUCGCCCAAACGAAUCAAAGUGAUCCUCGAAGCUUUGGGCAUCUCCGGACAUGAGAUACGGCCGAUACGAGCGGGGGCCAGCGGUGGACAAGAACCCGAGGCGCGACUGCUGACACUCACCGCGGACACGCACGACUAUGGUUACUUGCAGCAUCUACGGGAUGUGCACGACGAAUGGGUGGCAGCAGGGUUGAUCGAAAAAAGCGGCCAUGUUCUUCCAGAGUGUUUCUUCCUGCCGACCUCCACGGGAAAGCCUAUGCGACCGCCAAAAGAUCCUUUCGCCCGAGCCGGAUACUACGCCUUUGACAUGAGCUCUGGUAUCAUGUCAGAGAGCUAUCGUGCCAUGGUUGCGUCUGCAAACUUAGCUGUCGAAGGAACAGACAUGUUAUUGGGGUUCCCGGGAAAUGCCCCGGGCUCCAACCCUGUUGAUACAGUACUGGCCCUCUGUCGCCCUCCAGGUCACCACUGUGAUGGCCGCCGAGCCGGAGGGUAUUGCUAUAUCAACAACGCCGCACUGGCGGUGAGUACAUGGCGAUCUGCUCACCCGGAGGCCCACAUCGGCAUUCUUGAUAUCGACUUUCACCACGGUAACGGAACGCAAGAGAUCUUUUACGCCGAUCCUAAGGUCUUGUACACCAGCAUUCACGGUCAAGACGAGUUUCCGUACUAUACCGGAGAUGAGGAGGAGCUGGGCAUCGGUGAGGGCAGCGGGAAGAACUUCAAUUUCCCCCUCAAGGUCGGCAGUUCGGUGGAAGAGUACUUGCAGAAACUUGAACUGGCACUGCAGUGUCUACUGGACUUUGGACCGGAGUUUCUCAUCGUGAGUCUCGGAUUCGACACAUACCAUUCAGAUCCUUUGGGAUAUUUUCAGAUCCAUACAGAAGACUACUCGAUUAUUGCGGAGCGCAUAAGACGGAAUUUGAAGGAUGUGCCGGCGCUCAUUCUGCUGGAGGGAGGGUACGUGAUUGAGCAUCUGGGGGAUAAUAUGUUGUCUUUCCUCCAAGGUUGGAAGAGUGUCCAAUGA
This is a messenger RNA of Exophiala dermatitidis NIH/UT8656, 1107 nucleotides long. RefSeq names its product esterase/lipase. The record is from RefSeq and is a predicted model, not a curated record. NCBI's taxonomy places the organism in Eukaryota, Fungi, Ascomycota, Eurotiomycetes, Chaetothyriales, Herpotrichiellaceae. The transcript has a single exon. Bases 1 to 1107 code for a protein of 368 amino acids.